Chrysochloris asiatica (Cape golden mole) is the source of this 2418-nucleotide messenger RNA. RefSeq names its product protocadherin alpha-6-like. The transcript has a single exon. Gene Ontology annotation, biological process: homophilic cell-cell adhesion. Gene Ontology annotation, cellular component: plasma membrane. Gene Ontology annotation, molecular function: calcium ion binding. NCBI's taxonomy places the organism in Eukaryota, Metazoa, Chordata, Mammalia, Afrosoricida, Chrysochloridae. The coding region runs from base 4 to 2418 and encodes 804 amino acids. The record is from RefSeq and is a predicted model, not a curated record.
GACAUGGUUUUUACCCCGAAAGGCAGACUGGGAUCCCGGUGCCGGCUGUUUUGGUUUCUAUUCCUUAUCACUUGGGAGGCGGGGAGCGGCCAGGUCCAUUACUCUGUCCCCGAGGAGGCCAAACACGGCACCUUCGUUGGCCGUAUCGCUCAGGACCUUGGACUGGAGCUGGCGGAGCUGGUGCCGCGCCUAUUCCGGGUGACAUCCAAAGACCACAGGGAGCUUCUAGAAGUGAAUCUGCAGAACGGCAUUUUGUUCGUGAAUUCUCGGAUCGAUCGUGAGGAGCUGUGCGGACGGAGCGCGGUGUGCAGCAUCCACCUGGAGGUGAUUGUGGACAAGCCGCUGCAGGUUUUCCAUGUGGUCGUGGAAGUGAAGGACAUUAACGACAACCCGCCUGUGUUCCGGGUAAAGGAACAAAGAGUGCGGAUUUACGAAUCUAGGCUGCCAGAGUCUAUAUUUCCACUGGAGGGCGCAUCUGAUGCUGAUGUUGGCUCCAAUUCCAUUUUAACAUAUAAACUCACUUCCAGCGAAUACUUUGUGCUAGAUGUGAAAACAAACAGCGAUGACAAUAAACAGAUAGGACUUGUACUAAGAAAGUCCUUGGACAGAGAGGAAGCACCUGAACACAGCUUAUUCUUGACUGCCACUGAUGGGGGCAAACCUGAGCUUACGGGUUCUGUUCAAUUGCUGGUCGCCGUGCUGGAUGUGAACGAUAAUGCUCCCAGUUUCGAACAGUCUGAAUACGAAGUAAGAAUAUUUGAAAAUGCUGACAACGGAACAGUAGUUAUCAGACUUAAUGCUUCUGAUCUGGAUGAAGGUGUGAACAAGAAAAUUUCGUACUCGUUUAAUAGUCUUGUUUCACCCGAGGUUUUUGCCCGGUUUAGCAUGGACCCAAAUACAGGAGAAAUCAUCAUUCAAGGGAAUUUGGAUUUCGAGCAAAUAAAUUUAUAUAAAAUCCGCGUUGAUGCUACGGACAAAGGUCACCCACCAAUGGCAGGUCAUUGCACCGUUGUGGUGAAAGUUUUGGAUAAAAAUGAUAAUGCCCCUCAGAUUGAAUUAACUUCUGUGUCCUCACCAGUCCGAGAGGAUGCUCAAAUCGGUACAGUCAUUGCCCUAAUCAGAGUGUCCGACCUGGACUCUGGUGCCAAUGGGCAGGUGAUUUGCUUUCUGACGCCACAUGUUCCAUUCAAACUUCAGUCAACAUUCAAAAAUUAUUAUUCUUUGGUGUUAAAUAGUGUCUUGGACCGUGAAAAUAUGUCAGUUUAUGAGCUGAUGGUGACGGCGCGAGACGGGGGAGCUCCUUCUCUAUCGGCCACAGCCAGCUUGUCCGUGGAGGUGGCCGACGUGAACGACAACACGCCCACGUUCCCACAGCCCGAGUACAUGGUGUUUGUGAAGGAGAACAACCCUCCAGGCAGCCACAUCUUCACGGUGUCGGCGCGCGACGCGGACGCGCAGGAGAACGCGCUGGUGUCCUACUCGCUGGUGGAGCGGCGGGUGGGCGAGCGCACACUGUCCAGCUACGUGUCAGUACACGCCGAGAGCGGCAAGGUGUACGCGCUGCAGCCACUGGACCACGAGGAGCUCGAGCUGCUACAAUUCCAGGUGAGCGCGCGCGACGCGGGCUUCCCGCCUCUGGGCAGCAAUGUGACUCUGCAGGUGUUCGUACUGGAUGAGAAUGACAACGCGCCGGCGCUGCUGCCGCUUGGGUCUGGUGGCAGGGGCGAUGCAGUGAGCGAGCUGGUGCCUUGGACGGUGGGCGCGGGUCACGUGGUGGCGAAGGUUCGAGCUGUGGACGCGGACUCGGGUUACAACGCGUGGCUGUCGUAUGAGUUGCAGCCGGCGGCGGGCGGUGCACGCAGCCCGUUUCGCGUGGGUCUGUACACCGGCGAGGUGAGCACGACGCGUGCUCUGGAAGAGACGGAUGCGCCGCGCCAGCGCCUGCUGGUGCUGGUGAAAGACCAUGGAGAACCGCCCAUGGCGGCCACGGCCACAGUACUGGUGUCGCUGGUAGAGAGCGGCCAGGCUCUGAAGACGUCAUCGCUGGCGUCGUUGGGUACCGGGGGCCGGGAGGCAGCGCUGGUGGAUGUCAACGUAUAUCUGAUCAUUGCCAUCUGUGCGGUGUCCAGCUUGUUGGUGAUCACGCUGUUGCUGUACACGGCGCUGCGGUGCUCGGCGCCACCCCCAGAGGGCGCUUGCGGGCCGGGGAAGCCCAUGCUGGUGUGCUCCAGUGCGGUGGGGAGUUGGUCAUACUCACAGCAGAGGAGGCAGAGGGUGUGCUCUGGGGAAGGACCCAAGACUGACCUUAUGGCCUUCAGCCCCAGCCUUCCGCCCUGUCCUGUAGCAGCGGAUGUGGGCGAACAUCAGGAUUUAAAGGAGGAUCGUUGUGCCAGAGUAAGUCUGAAUUUUCAUGAUUAA